Messenger RNA from Drosophila ananassae, 1830 nucleotides. RefSeq names its product E3 ubiquitin-protein ligase CBL-B-B. The transcript has a single exon. Gene Ontology annotation, cellular component: plasma membrane; membrane raft. Gene Ontology annotation, biological process: cell surface receptor signaling pathway; negative regulation of epidermal growth factor-activated receptor activity. Bases 34 to 1362 code for a protein of 442 amino acids. Gene Ontology annotation, molecular function: receptor tyrosine kinase binding; SH3 domain binding; calcium ion binding. The record is from RefSeq and is a predicted model, not a curated record. NCBI's taxonomy places the organism in Eukaryota, Metazoa, Arthropoda, Insecta, Diptera, Drosophilidae.
AGGGGCAGGCAGAGCAGCGGCAGAGCAGAAAAGAUGGCGACGAGAGGAACGCAGCAAAAGAUUUUCCCGUCGCUGUUUUCCAAGCUGCACGGAGCCAUCUCGGAGGCCUGUGUCUCCCAGCGCUUGUCCACCGAUAAGAAGACCCUCGAGAAGACGUGGAAGCUGAUGGACAAGGUGGUCAAGCUGUGCCAGCAGCCAAAGAUGAACCUCAAGAACAGUCCCCCCUUCAUCCUGGACAUUCUGCCGGAUACGUAUCAGCGGUUGAGGUUGAUCUACUCCAAGAACGAGGACCAGAUGCACUUGCUCCAUGCCAAUGAGCACUUCAACGUCUUCAUUAAUAAUCUGAUGCGGAAAUGCAAGCAGGCCAUCAAACUGUUCAAGGAGGGCAAGGAGAAGAUGUUUGACGAGAACUCGCACUAUCGGAGGAACCUCACCAAGCUCAGCCUGGUCUUCUCGCACAUGCUCAGUGAACUGAAGGCCAUUUUUCCGAAUGGCGUCUUUGCGGGCGAUCAGUUUCGGAUUACAAAGGCGGACGCGGCAGACUUCUGGAAGAGCAACUUUGGUAACAGCACUCUGGUUCCAUGGAAAAUCUUUCGCCAGGAAUUAAACAAAGUUCAUCCAAUAUCGUCUGGCUUGGAGGCUAUGGCAUUGAAGACCACUAUCGACCUGACCUGCAACGAUUUUAUCUCAAAUUUCGAAUUCGACGUAUUCACACGACUCUUCCAGCCCUGGGUGACGCUAUUGCGAAACUGGCAGAUCCUUGCCGUAACCCAUCCGGGCUAUGUGGCCUUUCUCACUUACGACGAGGUGAAGGCGCGACUCCAGCGCUACAUACUCAAGGCCGGCAGCUACGUCUUCCGGCUCUCCUGCACACGACUCGGCCAGUGGGCCAUCGGCUAUGUCACCGCAGAGGGUGAGAUCCUGCAGACAAUCCCACAAAACAAAUCGCUAUGCCAAGCCCUACUCGAUGGCCAUCGCGAGGGCUUCUACUUGUAUCCAGAUGGCCAAGCCAUUAAUCCGGAUCUAUCGUCAGCUGUUCACAGUCCUACUGAGGACCAUAUAACUGUAACACAAGAGCAAUACGAACUAUACUGUGAAAUGGGCAGCACCUUUCAGCUGUGCAAAAUCUGUGCGGAGAACGACAAGGAUAUCCGUAUUGAGCCUUGCGGCCAUUUGUUGUGCACGCCUUGCCUCACCUCUUGGCAGGUGGACUCCGAGGGACAAGGAUGCCCUUUUUGCCGCGCCAAGAUCAAGGGCACGGAACAGAUUAUUGUGGAUGCGUUCGAUCCGCGAAAGCAACACAACAGAAAUGUCACCAAUGGGCGACAGCAGCAGCAGGACGAUGAUGACACAGAGGUAUAGUUUUGUUCACAGCCUGAUCAGCCUGAUCCGCCUGCUCCGCUGCCGCCUGAGCUGCUAUUUAUAUACAUAUUACUCUUAUGAUUACUUUUGGUUCGUUUAUACAUAUAUACAUUAUUAUAUAUGCCUAUAUAUAUACAUUAUAUAAUUUAGAUUUUACAACUGCUAUUGUUUGUAUAAGUUUAAUGUUUAGCCUGCAGUUUGCAGAUGCAGUUUUCGAGUUUAAUUUUUGUUUUUUAGCUGUAACAUAUUUAAAUUAUUAGCCAAACUCAUGAAACUAACACACACACACACACACACUCGACCAUAAUCCACGAAGCACUUUCUUAUACACAGAAAAAAAAAAAAGAAUAGUAGAUCAUAUUCUCGGACCUGAUAUUCAAAGAUUAAAUGCUCAUUUUAAAAGCUAUAGUUUUUAGUAGGAUAUCAGGUCGGAGAUAAGUGCAAACUAUUUCUUUCUGUGCACACCAA